AUGAUUGGGGAAGAGCCUAGACCGAGUGACCCCGCGCUGCAGGAAGAUUGGGACGAGCGCGCCUCGGCUGGCUACUAUUUGAUGUCGCAGAGUUUGGAGCUGAACCAGCGUCACCACGUCAUGCACCUGCUGCCGGAGGUUGAUUGCGGUCCAAAGGCGUGGACCGUGCUGAAGGAGCUGCACGCUCCUACCUCCGUCACCGCAACGCUCAUGAUGGGGAGAGAGCUGUCUGCGUUGCGAUUGAGCAAGGGAGAGCCGGUGCAACCAGUCCUGGACAAGAUGCGCGACCUCUACGCGAAGUUGGCGACCACGGGAAUCACCUACCCGGAGCAGACCAAGUGCUUGAAGAUGCUCUCGCUGCUGCCGGAAUCGUGGCUUCAAUUCACGAGCGGAUUGGGCCUGCUGCAGAACCAGAGCUCGUGGACGCUCGAGUGGGUGCGGACGAAGAUUCUGGAGGAGGACUUCCGUCGCCGCCAACUGAGGGGUGGAGACGACAGCAGCAGCGGCUACGGGAUGCAAGAGAGCCGACGUGGUAGAGGACGUGGCUUCGGUGGUGCUGGACGCGGUGCAAAGAAGGACGACGACUCCAACGACCAACAAGGAGGUAUCGGUUGGGGUCGCGGUGCGAAAUCUGGACGUGGGGGCAAUUCGGGUGCUGGUGGAAAAAUGAAGGGAAUUGCUGGUAUUGAUGGCGGCGCGCGGAGGAACCAGAAAAACGGCGCAAGCAUGGUCGCUGAUUCGUCCGACAACAACCCGAAGAGCAACGGUGGUGCGGAGAAGAAGAAGGAGCGCACCGCGGGCCAGUUCUUCCAUAUUGGAGAGCAGGGGGAGCAAGGAGACGCCUCUGCCAAGGUUGGAGCAGAGCUGCACCUCCUGGACUAUCGGGUGUUGGACACAGGCGUUGCUUGGACAAUAAUACCAUGCAAGACCUGCUGGACGACGUACGCGCUGCACCGAUCAAUGAAGUGUGCUCUGCCUCUGGACACGCGCUGA
Messenger RNA from Closterium sp. Yama58-4, 993 nucleotides. The record is from the annotation of a GenBank genome assembly. NCBI's taxonomy places the organism in Eukaryota, Viridiplantae, Streptophyta, Zygnematophyceae, Desmidiales, Closteriaceae.